This is a messenger RNA of Esox lucius (northern pike), 590 nucleotides long. RefSeq names its product NACHT, LRR and PYD domains-containing protein 1b allele 3-like. Bases 83 to 364 code for a protein of 93 amino acids. The record is from RefSeq and is a predicted model, not a curated record. NCBI's taxonomy places the organism in Eukaryota, Metazoa, Chordata, Actinopteri, Esociformes, Esocidae. Gene Ontology annotation, biological process: innate immune response; regulation of apoptotic process; inflammatory response. The transcript is spliced from 4 exons.
CUCAUUUCCUCACAGAGCGUACAUUUCACAUCAUCCAGCGCAGAAGAAGUUGUUCUGGCAGGCUACUUCUCUUCAUUCUUAGAUGGCAGCUAUGAAUAUAAUAGAAGAGGUCCAGUUCGUGGAUAGACACAGGUCCGCUCUAAUUCAGCGGGUUACUCUGCCAAUCCUCAUAGCGGAUGACCUGUUGGGACAGGGCAUGAUCUCUGGUGAGCUGUACUCUCAAAUUUUUGCUGCCACGACCAGCCAGGAGAAGAUGAGAAUUCUCUAUGAAGGCUUACACACGGGAGGGUCAGAGGUUAAAUCAGCCUUCUACGAGAGUCUUCGGAGAAAUGACCCUCAUUUGGUCAAUGAUCUGGAGCACUGACAAGGUGGAAAAUACAUCAAAAUGGUGGAGACAAUAACUGCCAGAGAGAACUCUCCUGUGCCAAAAACCUCCAGUUGUCUUUUGGAUUCCCUCAGUUUUUUCGCUUGUAUUUCUGUUUGCUUUUCCUUAUUUUAUAGACAAUUUCUUCAUCAUCUGUUUAUUUUAUUUUGGACUUAAAAAACAACACGUCCAUAUAUUUUCUUAUUGUUCUUGUGUGUUGUGUUCA